Molecule: messenger RNA, 1085 nt
Organism: Lathyrus oleraceus (garden pea)
Lineage: Eukaryota; Viridiplantae; Streptophyta; Magnoliopsida; Fabales; Fabaceae
Exons: 1
Coding region: 15-1085 (356 amino acids)
Biological process (GO): phosphatidylinositol phosphate biosynthetic process; protein localization to plasma membrane
Cellular component (GO): plasma membrane
Source: RefSeq, a predicted model, not a curated record
UCCCUCUCUCAACAAUGUCUGACGAUGGAACCAUCACCCCCACCACCCCCUCCGUCACCUUCACCCAAAAUACCUCAGAAAAAAUCCAAUCCGCCGUCCAAUCUCUCUCCUCCAUUGUCAACCCAUCCCUCACCAUCAGCUCAACCACCACCCCUCUCUCAAUCCUCAACGAACCCGAAAUAUACUCCCAAAUUGUCACACUCCUCCAUAACCCUAACUCCGGCUCCGGCGAUAACAACCUAUGCCGUUGGCUCUAUGACACUUUCCAAUCCAACGUCCCUGAUCUCCAACUCAACGUCCUCCAUUUCCUCCCUGUUAUCGCCGGUGUUUACCUCUCUCGGGUUGCCGAUAGAAAACCACAAGCCGGUUUCGAAGCCGUUCUCUUAGCUCUCUACGCAUACGAAACAACCUCACGUGCAGGUGAAUCUGUUACGGUUACCAUCCCUGACAUGUCACACCCCAGUGUGUAUCAUGAAUCCAAAUCCACUAUAAACAAAAACAAUGCAACCGACUUAAACGUCGCUGUUUUAUCUUUGUCGCUUGAGCCGCACGGCACCGUUCGGUCAACACGAAGAGCACGAAUCGUCGGCGUUGCACUCGAGUUAUUCUACAGCAAGAUCUCGCAAAUUACAAUCGCGUCGAAGAUUGAUUUUUGUAAAUUUUGCAAGAUUUGGGCGGGUGAAGAUGGUGACAUGUAUAAGGAUUUCGAAGAUGAUGAUGAUCUUGAAGAUGAUGCUAAUGAUGAUGGUAAUGAUGAAACAGAAGAUGUUGUUGAAGUUUUAUAUGAGAGAAAAGAUAAAAGUGGUCAAGAGUUUAAUAAGAGGGGUAGGGUUUCAAUGCCAUGGGAAUUGUUGCAACCGGUUUUGAGAAUAUUGGGACAUUGUUUGUUGGGUCCUAAUAACAAGGAUACAAUGUUGUUUGAAGCAGCAAGUGAAGCAUGUAGGUGUCUAUUUGCUAGGGCAAUGCAUGAUGUUAAUCCAAAAGCCAUUUUGCCCAUGAGGAGUUUGUUGAGGCUUUCUAAAAAUGUUGUUGUUGAUGAAUUUGAUCCAACUGAACCACCCAAAACUGAUGUUAUUAGUCUUUAG